AUGACUUUCCUGCUGUGUCUUUCGUAAGGGUUUCGGCUCAGAUCUCAUUUCGGGUUCACACAAUGUCGUUAGCCGCCGUGUUCCGGACAGCUGGGAGGGAGCUCCCACAGGUCAGCAUCUGCCAGCGUGUGUCCUCCUUCCGCACAGGCUGUCACCUUCUGGCUGCGGAGAAAGCCCUGCUGAUGAAACUCCGGAAAGAAACGGGCUACACCUUCAUUAACUGCAAGAGAGCGCUGGAGAUGUUUGAGAAUGACGUAACCAAGGCAAAAAACUGGUUGCACGAGCAAGCCCAGAAGGAAGGCUGGAGCAAGGCAAACAAGCUACAGGGUCGGAAGGCCAAAGAGGGUCUGAUCGGUCUGUUUGUGGGCGAUAAAGCAGCAGUAAUGGUGGAGGUAAACUGUGAGACAGACUUUGUCGCCCGUAACGAGAAGUUCCAAAAACUGGUUAAAAAUGCAGCAUUUGCCACCCUGACUCACCACGGGACUAAAACCCGAGACCAUCCGGGAUAUGUGAAGAGCAUGCUGGGAGCAGAUGAGCUGACAAAACUGAGUGUAGGUGAAGGAACAUCGCUGGCUGACGAGGUGGCACUUACAAUAGGUUCUCUGGGUGAGAACAUGUCGGUGAGGCGGGCGGUGACUGUGGGCGUCCCUGCUGGGUGGCGGAUCGGCUCCUAUGUGCACGGCGGCCUGACUAGCCAGACUGAUAUGGCCAUGGGGCGGUACGGUGCCCUGGUGGUCUUCCAGGGUGGGAAGGAGGGAGAUCAGGAGGCUUUAGGACGCAAGCUGGGGCAGCAUGUCGUUGGAGAGGCACCUCUUUCCCUGGGCAACGUGGAUGACCUGCCCUGCGGUGACAGCGAGACACGCCUGCUCCCUCAGAACUUCCUGCCAGACCCAAGCCUGACAGUAGCACAGUUCCUCAGGGGUCAGCAGGCCAAGGUGCUGGACUUUGUGCGAUUUCAGUGUGGUGAGACGUUCAGCGAAGGAACAGAAUGAAAGGGGUUGAACAUGGUUUCAUAGAAGUAUUUGUCAUCUUUAUCGCUGAUGAAGAAUAAAUGCAGUCCUGUAACGUUGUCGUGAAUCCACAGGCCGGAUGUAUACCGAUGUGGUGAUACUGUGUCAUGAAUUGUACCGUUCAGACAUUAAAACAUUCCG
Molecule: messenger RNA, 1151 nt
Organism: Lampris incognitus (smalleye Pacific opah)
Lineage: Eukaryota; Metazoa; Chordata; Actinopteri; Lampriformes; Lampridae
Gene: tsfm
Product: Ts translation elongation factor, mitochondrial
Exons: 6
Coding region: 63-992 (309 amino acids)
Biological process (GO): mitochondrial translational elongation
Cellular component (GO): mitochondrial matrix
Molecular function (GO): protein binding; translation elongation factor activity
Source: RefSeq, a predicted model, not a curated record